UCCGCUCGCCAGCCUGCGCAGAUGUUUUACACCAGCCGCAGUUACACCGCUUCUCUCACGAGUCCCAGUAAACCUGAGCUACUUUAAGAGGCGGAAGUGCAAAGGGGCGGAACUCAUCCAACCAGCCGUCCAGCCAGCCAGUCAGUCAGCCGGCCAACCAGUCAGCCAGCCAGUCAGCCAGUCCACCUCCUGCCGCAAAGCAGACCGCAGCCUGGACUCACUUGUGAAGAAAAACAGAACGAAACGUUGACAAAACAGCAGGAUAAAGCCCAGCCUGCAGACGGGAUUACCGGCCGAACCGAACCGGAGAGAAACUUCUUCCAGGUCCAGAAAAACUGCACCCCAAACACGGAUGUGACCGCGACGCUGUCUACUUUUCCGGGAAGUUAGAAAAGUUUGGUGGUGAAGCUCGCUGUCAUGCCAGAAGGAGCUCAUUCCUCCUCCUGUGACGUCCCCAUGGGUGAAGAAUCCCCUCGGCUGUCCACCGCCUCCAUCAGCAGUAAUGAGUUUGCUCCGUCGGCCACGCCCUCUGACGGUUCGGACCUUCCAUCGUCCGGCCAGCGCCCCAUCAGCCUGAUCUCCACACUUUCCUCGGGCUCCGCAUCCUCACGUGACGACUGCCAAGUCCUGCCCUCUAACUCUGGCCCCACCACAGAGAGCAUUGGCUCGGAUGUGAGUCCACCAGGUGACACUGGCAAGCAGACUCAGACACACCCGGACAUGGAGGACCCAGCCAUGGAGGGACGUCACCUUGGCAGCGGGCAUUUCCUCCAACAGAACAACAACAACGCCGCCGGUCAUAGCCAGCAAGUGCACGCAUCACCAUUCAAAGCCAAAACCAAAAAGAUGGCGCCCAACCCCCAGCUGACCUACCUGGACCGCGUCAUCAUGGAGAUCAUCGAGACAGAGCGCACCUAUGUCAGAGACCUGCGCAUGAUCGUAGAGGAUUAUCUAGCUCAUAUCAUUGACCAGGCAGAUCUCUCCAUCAGACCAGAGCAGGUCUGUGCUUUGUUUGGAAACAUAGAAGACAUCUAUGAGUUCAACAGUGAGUUGCUGCAGACUCUGGAUCGGUGUGACAAUGACCCGGUGGCCGUCGCUCGCUGUUUUGUCAUGAAGAGUGAGUACUUUGAGAUUUACACGCAGUACUGCACCAAUUACCCAAACUCGGUUGCUGCCCUCACAGAGUGUAUGAGGAAUAAAUCUUUGGCGAAGUUCUUCCGGGAGCGUCAGGCGUCCCUGAAGUGUUCCCUUCCUCUGGGCUCCUUUCUUCUCAAACCCGUCCAGCGGAUCCUUAAAUACCACCUGCUGCUCCAGGAGAUCGCAAAGCACUUUGACCCGGAGGAGGAAGGGUACGAGGUGGUGGAGGAGGCCAUCUACACCAUGACUGGUGUGGCCUGGUACAUCAACGACAUGAAGAGAAAACACGAACAUGCUGUCCGCCUGCAGGAGGUCCAGUCUCUGCUGUUGAAUUGGAAAGGUCCUGACCUCACUACGUACGGUGAGCUGGUUCUGGAGGGAACCUUUAAAGUACACCGGGCCAAAAACGAACGCACCCUCUUCCUGUUUGAGCGCAUGUUGCUCAUCACCAAACGCCGCGGCGAACAUUUUGUCUACAAGACGCACAUCUCAUGUUCGACCCUCAUGUUGAUCGAGAGCGCCAAAGACUCACUCUGCUUCAGCGUCACACAUUACAAACACCCCAAACAGCCUCACACCGUCCAGGCUCGGACGGUGGACGAGAGAAAGCUGUGGGCUCAUCACAUCAAACGGAUCAUUCUGGAAAACCACCAUGCCAUCAUCCCCCAGAAGGCUAAGGAAGCCAUCUUGGAAAUGGACUCCAUCUACCCGUCAAAGUACCGCUACAGUCCAGAGAGGCUGAAGAAAGCUCUGUCCUCCCAGUCCGACCAGUUCCUGCGAGGUGGCCGACAGGGGCGGCGCCAGUCAGAGCCGACCAAACAAAUCCUGAAGAACAGCAAAGCCAUUCUGAAGCAUGCAGAUAGUGACGGCACCUUACCAGAGGACACGUGCCCCCUACAGCCCACCAGCAGCCACAGCACACCGUCUGCCACACUCGCCCAGUCUGACACCAAGAGGCCAGGUGUGGGUGAAGAGGAGGAGGAGGAGGAGAAGAACUCUUUGGAAGUGCUUGCUGAUAGCGAGGAGGAGGAGCGGCAGGAGUGUCCCCUGCAGGAGAGUGACACAGAUGAGAUGGUGAUGGAGGGAGACCAGGUAGCUGACUUUGCAGCUUCCAUGCUGGCGGCCAUCUCCUGCUGGCACUAUCGAGCCACCGCUUUGCUUUCCAUGAGGGGGGUCAUGACGGAUGAAAUGGGAGGAGAUGUCGCUGAGGAGAACAGACAAGUCCUCAGCCAGGGGCAGGAACCUGAGAGUCAGGGGGAGGAGCAUGAGAGUCAGGGGGAGGAGCAUGGCAGCCCUCCCCAAGAUGAGCAGGAGAAAACAUCAGACUCUGCACCUCAUUCCUCUCCUCCACCCCACUGGGGCUUCAUCUCCCGCCCUGGGGUAGAAGCUCCAUCACCCGGCAGAGAAUCAGACAACACGGAAGAGCAGGCACCCGCUACACCUGAGUCUGACUCAAAGCCCUUGACCAGCGGAGAGUCUUCUGAGGAAGAGGAGGAUGAGGAGAGGGAGGAAGCAGAUAAGGGGCACGAAGAUCACAGCAUCCUGCCAUCCUCGGUCCUGGACAAAGCCAGUGCCAUCGCUCAGCACUUCAGCAGCAGCACCAGAAGGAGCAGCUUGGCUAAUGAGGACAGCCGCUCCCUGGGCUGUCCAUCACCAUGCCUCCCCAGCAGGAGCGGCAGCAUCCUCAGCUUGGGAGCUGAGCCCAGUGACAGGCCCCUCCCACUAAACAGCAAUUCCUCUGAGAACCAAGAGAACUUCAUUAGGAGGGAUUUGACCCUCCUGUCUCCAGGGGAGGACAAAGUCUUUGACGGUGAUGGAAGAAGCUGUAGGAGGAGGGACUCCACCCUCUCCAAGCAGGACCAGCUCCUCAUCGGGAAAAUUAAGAGUUACUAUGAGUCUGCUGAGAAUCAGGAUGCCUCCUUCUGCCUCCGGCGCCGUGAGAGUCUGACAUACAUCCCCAGUGGACUGGUCCGGAGUUCUGUCAGCCGACUCAACAACAUCCCAAAAGACAAAACCCCAGCAGAGGAGAAACAUGUGAACUGCCCUUCCAUUCCCAACUCCUUCACCACAGAACCAGACUCCUCCUUAGCUGCACCUCCACAAGGUCACGUGGUCUCCAGUUCACCAUUGGAGUUCUUGGAGUCAACUCGGAAGAAGGAGGAGCCAGGUUUCUCUGUAGAAGAAAGCCUUAACAUGGGCAACUUGAAGGACAAGCCAAUUGAGGAUGAGGAGUUCAGACCUUCUUCUGAAAUGAUCAAAGUCUGGCAGGCGAUGGAGCGAGAGAUGAACAGACUGCAGGACAAAAGACGAGGAUGUGAGAAACACCAGGAGGCCCAAAGAACCUCCAGAACUGCUCCAAGUCCAUCCUCCAGAACCACUCCAGGUCUGUCCUACACAGACAAAGCUGGCGGAGAGUCAGAGCUCAGCACCAUCAUGGAAGAAUCCACAAAACAGUCUCCUCCUAAAGCCAAAUACCCAGGCUUGAACCGAGCAGGAAGUCUAAAGGACACUCUCAAACUGUGGGGGGAGGAGGUUGCCACCUGGAGGCCGCCGGUUCCCCGUGUAGUCCAGCUGAGGGCAGAGGCGGAGCCAGCCGAGGAUUCAGACCAGACCAAGAGUAAAGUACUUCAUCUGGCCCGUCAGUACAGCCAGAGAAUCAGAACCAGCAGAGCCACAGUCCGCCAGCGCCAUCCAGACCUCCUGAUGGAUGGGAGGAACCUCCCAUCUGUCAUGGAGGAGGAGAGCUGCUCAGGUAAAUCCAGUCUGUCGCUGCCACUGUCCUCCAACCACAAUGUCUCCUCCUCACAGUUGAGUCCUGUGGAGAACCUCCAGUCUUUGAGUCUGGCUCCUCCCUCCAGUCCACACCCCAUCUCGCUGGCCCAGCAUUCCAGGAGCCCACUCAGUCCACCUCCCAUGGAGGGCUUCCAUUGGCCUGACGUUCGAGAGUUACGCUCCAAGUACAUCUCCUCCGACAGCCAGCAGUCACACCCCAUCAGCAGGAGCCGCUCGGUUCCAGAGAGGAUGUUGGAUGGCAGCUCAAAGAGACGAUCCAGCUGCUCCUCCCGCCUCUUCCUGUCUGAGGGAGGUCCUGUGGCUCCCCCCCCUUACAGAACACAUCUGGGCAGAGACAAUGGGCAAGGAGAGAGCAGAAUGAGGCUCCACCGGGCCAACUCCCUGGACCAUCGGCUGAGCAGUCUUCAUCUGAACCAGUUACAGAGCCUUCAGGACCCAGUGCCCCACAGUGGCCUUGACAGUUACUACAUCUCUGCUGAGGCUUCUCUGGCCGAAGACAGUAGCCAUAAGAUCAUUGUUAUGGAGAAGCUUCCAGAACAAAAACCAGAGCCAGCGAAAAUGGCCAAGGAGGCCGAAGAGGAAGAAGAGGCACAGAAUUAUGUCCAGAUCCGCUCGCCAACCAGCAGAGAGAAGAUCUCUAUCAUGGCUGUGAUUGACCGCUGUCGGGCCUAUCAGGAUUCAGAGGAAUACAAGCAGCGGCAGGAGGGCGGGAUCAAAACAGAGCCAGUCCUAUUGGGGGGGUGGAGCAAAGAGCUUGACAGAGGUGGCGGAGUGUCCAAUGAGCAGCAUGAUGAGGUCCAGAAAUCAAAUGCCAACCAAGAGGUGGCUCAACAGAGCCUGGUGAAAAAUCUGAGAGAGAAGUUCCAAAACCUUCAGUGAACAAACAGAAACCAGUCAAGAUUUUAACAGAGCCUCUAUUUUGUAAAGCUCUCAAAUAGCAGCUGUAGAGAUUUUUAUGUGAAUGACAAAAAACAAACAAACGAACAAACUAACGUGGUUCUUAAAUCCAGGAGAGUAUCAUUCUCUUCUAAAACAUGCUGCUUGUGUUCAGAACCAGAAAACCUUCUCAGUUUUACCACUUAUGUCAGAAUUAAGUUCCUAGUCAGUUAACAGACACUAUGUUAUCCGAUAUUAUGAGGUUAAAGAGCUGAAUUAUCCUACAGUGGAUUGUAGGUGUAAGUGUAGAAAUGUGUAAAUAUUCUGUACAUUCCUCAGGAACCGCUGUGCCGGCUGAACUUUUGUUAAAAAGCAAGUUUUUGUAUGAACCAAACAGUUUGAAUGAUUUACUGUAAGUCAUCAGAGGAGGUCCAGCCUGGUGAUUUCUACAUGACAGAAAAUUGAAGUUCAUUGAAACAGGAAAUUAGGUUGUUUAUAGCAGGAAAUUAGGUUCUGAGAGUUGAAUAAGCUCUAUAAUGUACAAACAGACUGACUUAUUAAUUCUGUACAAGUUUUAUUUCAUGAUAGAAGUGCAAUGUUGGGGGAAUGAUGGUCAAUACACUAUAAGAGAUUAAUCUUCUCUCUACUUCUCAUCGGACACGAGGACUAACCACUAAAUCAAACACAGUCCAAAGAAUUUUUUCAUAUAUUUUAAAACACUUGAAAGUGGCUAAACACUGGAGAGGUUCAUUCCCUGUUCUGUAAGGUGACAUCUCAACACUGCCAACAAAUUCAUCUCGAUCAAGUCAUAUUCCAGUUUCCCAUGAGCAAAGCUCUUCCAGAGAAACUGAACAGGAAGUAGAGAUAUGUUCUGGCAGAACCGACUGCCAACCCACUGAGCCUGGCACGGCACGGCGCUGUUAGCCGGUGUGUGUUGGAGACGUUUGGUUGUGUAAAGUGGAAAUGUUCACCCCGGCAUGUUGGUGGUAUUUAUUGAUCUGAUGUAAAUAUGAUAAAUAUUGAUCUGUCUUUCUGUAUCUGUGGUCCUGUACAUGAUUAUGUAAAAGAUGUACAGAGAUGUUUACAGCGCCUGGCAAUGGCAUCCAUACCACAAUAAAAGCACAUAACACCG
Lampris incognitus (smalleye Pacific opah) is the source of this 5938-nucleotide messenger RNA. RefSeq names its product pleckstrin homology domain-containing family G member 3 (gene plekhg3). Bases 418 to 4809 code for a protein of 1463 amino acids. The record is from RefSeq and is a predicted model, not a curated record. Lineage: Eukaryota; Metazoa; Chordata; Actinopteri; Lampriformes; Lampridae. Gene Ontology annotation, molecular function: guanyl-nucleotide exchange factor activity. The transcript has 19 exons.